Molecule: messenger RNA, 682 nt
Organism: Fragaria vesca subsp. vesca
Lineage: Eukaryota; Viridiplantae; Streptophyta; Magnoliopsida; Rosales; Rosaceae
Exons: 2
Coding region: 107-424 (105 amino acids)
Source: RefSeq, a predicted model, not a curated record
AGAGGUGAGAUUUUGAACGAUUUCGUUUUCCUCUUUCUCUCAUCCUGAAGAUGGAAAGAACGCAGAAAGGAGAAGACGAACUGAAGGUACCACGGAACUAGAUACUAUGGAAAGACGAUCUGGAGAAAGACGAUUGAUCAGCCAUGUCCAGCUCCAAUGCAAUCGACAGUAUCGCAGCCAAUCCAGGUCGUCGCGCCGACGAGAUCUGCGUGGUGACGGUGAGCAUGACGAAGCCGGUCGCCGUUCUCCACCAAGUUUACGAUGCCGACCACAAAGUCUCGAAGAUAACUGUGCCCAGAAAAUCGUCGAGACAACUCAGUAUCAUCCAGAUGUUAGCAAGGAGGAGGGGGUAAGUGAAAAUGGUGGUCUGUUGUUGAAGAAAGCGAUCGUGAAGAAGAGGGUCGAGCAGUGCAAGAGGCCUUAAAGCAACCUCAAGAUCUGAUGCUCAACAGGUUAUUAUUCUGACAAGAAGACUCGCCAUUAUCUUCCCAAUCAUUUCAAGAAGUUUGUUUUCCAAAAUGUCAAGGAGCAGGGAGUUUUGAUGAUGCACAAUAGGACCUAUUAUGCUGAGAUUGCAUAAUGAGCUGUAGACAAAUCUUUAAUACUCAUUAUCAAAAGUGUACUCUUGAAUAUAUUUUGAUCUGUAAUCAUAUAAAAGAGGUUUUGAUCGUUGGAUAACUUG